This is a messenger RNA of Humulus lupulus (European hop), 1066 nucleotides long. RefSeq lists its product as uncharacterized. The record is from RefSeq and is a predicted model, not a curated record. Lineage: Eukaryota; Viridiplantae; Streptophyta; Magnoliopsida; Rosales; Cannabaceae. The transcript has 5 exons. Bases 11 to 958 code for a protein of 315 amino acids.
GUCCCAAAAGAUGAUGUUGUUAGUUAUCAAACACCAAAUACCCGCCAUAAUGCCGAUAAUUUGUUCCUCUCUUAUAGUUCCUCCUCAUUCAUCUCUAAACCCAUGUCAGCCUUCAUUGUCAACGUCCAAAAACCUCCAUAAUUCAUCAAUUUCACACAUCAAUCGCCGAAACCUCCUCACUUUACUCACUCUCUCCACUUCCCAAUUCAUAGAUUUUCCUCUCAACCCCAUAUCUCCUCCGGCCGCCACUGCCCGUGGCCUCUUUCAGAUGCCCCCAGUUCGGCUGACAAACAGGUAUUUUCUGGUGAGGGCAGGGGAGUCUGAAUUCGAGAGCUUGGGGGUAAUAAACACAAACCCAGUUGCGAAAACAUCUGUUGAUAACGGAUUAUCAGAGAGAGGGAAGAAGCAGACGGUGCGAGCUGCUUUUGAGCUGAAGGAAAUGGGGGCUUGUGAAAAGGGUUGUUGGAUUUGGCCUUCUAUUACUCAAAGAGCUUACCAGGCUGCUGAGAUCAUUGCUGCCGUUAAUGGUGUUAGUCGAAGCUAUAUUGUUCCUGAGUACAGCUUUCUGGAUGCUCGCGGAUUGGGGGCUUAUGAAGGAAGAAAGUUGGAGGCGGUUUCAGAAGUUUAUGAAUCAGAUAGUAUCUCUCCAACCAUAAAGCCUCCUCCUAUCAAUGAUGGAACACCAAAUGAGAGUGUUAAAGAUGUGUUUGUUCGGGUAACACAACUCAUGUCCAUUCUUGAGACUCAAUACUCUGGUGAUACUGUGAUUAUUGUCUCACCAGAUUCUGACAAUUUGACAAUCCUUCAAGCUGGUCUGAUCGGCCUUGAUCUGCGAAGGCACAAUGAACUUUCUUUUGCACCAGGUGAAGUUAGGUUUGUUGAUACAACUAGCAUACCUACUUACAAGCAACCAGCAUCUGCUGUAUAUAAAUGUAUAAAGUUACCAAAUUGUAACUAAAAUUCUCUCUAUUUUGUGCUAUUUGUUAUUAAAAUUUAAUGACAACUUUCUUGCCUUGAAAUGAUACGUCUUAGUUGAUAAUUUAGUAAAGAUAUGCAUUUUCUGGGA